AUGAAAGCUGCAGCGAUUCCCACUUUGGAAAACAUCAACUUCCUUUGUCAAUAUGCCUAUAAGAGAUUGACAGGGUGUAUGGAACUCUUCGUUUUGAGUUCUGUACUGAAACAUGUCUCUGGUGCAAGUCAGCUUACUGAAGGAUCCAGGAGUGCUCACAUGGGAAAAUUUGAAUUGGAGAAGACCCUGGAGGUGGGGAUGGAAUUUGGGACCGAUACUAGUAUAGGAAAAUAUGCUGUACAUUUUCAUACAUAA
Prunus armeniaca (apricot) is the source of this 255-nucleotide messenger RNA. The record is from the annotation of a GenBank genome assembly. NCBI's taxonomy places the organism in Eukaryota, Viridiplantae, Streptophyta, Magnoliopsida, Rosales, Rosaceae.